AUGUCCUACCUCCCAGGUCUUCUCACCCUUCACUACACCCUCUCCAAGACGUCUACUGCCUACCCCUUUGUGGCCAUCAUCACGGCCAGCCUGCCUGCUGCUGCCGUUGCUGCCCUCCACAGCCGGCGCAUUCCCACCGUCACCGUGGAGCCCCUGCUGCCCUCUCACGCGGGCACCUACGCCAACGACCCGCGCUUCCGGGACACAUGGACCAAGCUGGCUGCCUUUGGCCUGGACCAGUUUGAGCGCAUCGUCCUACUGGACAGCGACAUGCUCAUCACGAAGAACCUGGACGAGCUGAUGGACCUCGAGCUCGAUGCGCCCCCGCGACACCAUGGCUUCGGCGGCGGGCCAGGCGUCGACGGCGAGACAGACCAGCUGCAAGUCAAAAACGAGACCACCGGCCGGCGGGUCCUGGCCGCCAGCCCGGCCUGCACCUGCAAUCCCGCCAAAAAGAAGCAUUACCCGGCCGAGUGGGUGCCGGCGAACUGCGCAUACACAUCGCAGCACGCCACGCCCGACCUCGCCCAGACCAGGGGCCCGGAGCGCGCGCCGCUCGGGGCGUUGAACAGCGGCCUCCUGGUCGUGAACCCCUCCAAGUUCUACCUCUCCCAGAUCACCACCGCCCUUGAGGACCCCGCCACGGCCGACAUGGCCUUCCCCGACCAGGACCUGCUGGCGGACCUGUACAGGGAUCGGUGGGUGGUCCUGCCGUACAUCUACAACGCGCUUAAGACGUUGCGCUGGAAGGGCGUGCAUGACACUAUCUGGAGACAGGACGAGGUGAAAGUGGUACACUACAUCUGGAGCCCCAAACCGUGGUCAGAAAGGAAUGAGGACGGGGAGUGGGCGCCCAGCGAUGAGUCGCACGCGUGGUGGCACGAAGCGAACGAGGCGAGACAUAUCGAGGAGAAGCGGCUCGGCUUGUAUGAUGGACACUGA
Emericellopsis cladophorae is the source of this 942-nucleotide messenger RNA. RefSeq lists its product as uncharacterized. Lineage: Eukaryota; Fungi; Ascomycota; Sordariomycetes; Hypocreales; Bionectriaceae. Gene Ontology annotation, molecular function: glycosyltransferase activity. The transcript has a single exon. Bases 1 to 942 code for a protein of 313 amino acids. The record is from RefSeq and is a predicted model, not a curated record.